AUGAGUGCUGCUAUUUCAUCAGAUCCCUGGGAGCCAGAUCAUGCAGUCCUCAAAGAACUAGCUGGAUACUUGAGAGAUGCUUUGAGUGCUCAUAAUCCUGCCGCUCAGAAGCAAGCAACGCUUAUGCUGGGACAAGCAAAGUCGAAGCCUGAAACCACCCGAUACCUCGCCUACAUGUUUCGGAACGGCCCCCAAACACAGUCUCUCAACCUUCCUCCAUCAGAGUUGAUAGUACUUCGAAGCUCUGCAGCAAUCAAUCUCAAGAACAUUAUCAAGGCUUCAUACAGAAAUUUAGACGAGGAUACCAGAGCCUACGUACGAGCUACUGUUCUCCCUUGCCUUGAAGACGCAAUUGGACCAAUUCGAAGCCUUACUGGCACCGUGAUUACAGAGAUUGUGCAACGGGGUGGGGUUCUCGGCUGGCCAGAACUCUUCUCUCAACUACUAUCGCUGGCAGCUAAUGACAGGGGUGAUAUCACCGAAGCAGCUCAAGAAGGAUCAAUGGGUGCUCUUGUGAAGAUCUGUGAUGAUAGAACGGAUGACCUCGACCGCGAAUAUCAGGGUCAACGCCCGAUCCAGGUCAUACUUCCACGUCUUCUGCAAAUUUGCAAAAGCCCUGUGCCAUCAGUACGCUCAAGAGCUGUCACGUGUCUCAACGCUUUCAUACCCCAAAAAUCAGAUGUACUCCUCGCCUCACUGGAUGCGGUCUUGGAUCAGUUGUUUCAUCUAGCUCAAGACUCGGACCCGGAUGUCCGUCGCAAUCUUUGUCGUGCCUUUAAUUUAGUGAUUGAUAUCAAACCAGACCGGAUCAUACCUCACAUGGAAGGGCUCGUUGACUACAUGAACCUUCAGCAGAAAGAUCCAGAUGAACGGGACGUUGCUUUGGAAGCUGCUGAAUUCUGGCUUGCUGUUAGCGAAAACGAGCAGAUAUGCCCCUACCUUGAGCCCUACUUAAGGAAAAUUGUUCCCCUCUUACUUGAAAGUAUGGUGUAUGAUGAAGAGACGAUUAUCCGCGAAUCAGCGCGGCCUGAGGAUGCUGCCGUUGAAGACCGCACUGAGGACAUCAAGCCACGCCAUGCUACCUCCAAAUUGUCAAAGACCUUUGUCAACGCUUCGAAUUCCAAUGGAGGCGGCCUUGAGGAUGGAGAGAUAGAGGAUGAAGAUGAUGAAGACGACCAGGAGAUCGAUGGGCAGUGGAAUCUUCGGAAGUGCUCUGCGGCAGCUCUAGACGUUUUAGCAUCAAAAUUCCACCAGCUAGUCUUCGACAUCGCCUUAGAGCAUUUGAGUAAGAACCUGGCUAACCCAGAAUGGCCCUAUCGUGAGGCUGCGGUCCUCGCAAUGGGUGCUAUCGCUGAGGGCUGCAUGGGAGCUGUAGCACCAGCCCUUCCCAACAUCGUUCCAUAUUUUAUCUCUUUGUUGAAAGAUAGAGAACCAUCCGUGCGACAGAUAACAUGCUGGGCGUUGGGAAGAUACUCUGAGUGGGCACUCAACCUCAAUGAUCAGAACGAGAGGAAACGUUUCCUGGAAUCGAUGCUGCAUGGGAUCCUGGAACGCAUGCUCGACAAUGUUAAAAAGGUACAGACUGCAGCAGCUUCUGCAUUCGCCAUCAUGGGUGAAAAGGCGAAUAAGGAGCUUAUACCCUAUCUUGGGCCAAUCAUCAACACUUUUGUGGCAUGUUUUGAUGUCUACAAAACUCGAAAUAUGUACGUUCUUUACGACUGUGUGCAGACUUUGGCGGAUCAGGUAGGAUCGUCUCUUCGGAACCCCGAGCUGACCAAUACUUUGAUGCCUGCUAUCAUCAAUCGAUGGAAACAAGUCCCAGACGAAGCUCCAGAACUGUUCCCACUUAACGAGUGUCUAUCAUACGUCGUGGCAGCACUUGGACCUGCGUUUGCACCCUUUGCGGUCCCAAUAUUUGCACGGUGCAUUAGUAUUAUUCGCCAAAAUCUGGAACAGCAUCAUUUGGCGAACGGUAAUGCCAACAUGGAAAAACCCGAUAAAGAUUUCUUGGUCACUACUUUAGACCUCAUUAGCGCUAUUAUUCAAACGCUGGAACCGGCCCAGAGCGGCGAGCUUGUACAGAAGUCUGAGCCAAGGUUCUUUGAUUUGCUUUUGUAUUGUAUGGAAGACCGCCACAACGAUGUGCGUCAAUCAUCAUACGCCUUGCUCGGGGACUGCGCCGUCAACAUCUUCCCACAGUUGCACCCGAAUCUUCCGACGCUCUUGCCUAUUACAGUCCGGCAACUUGACAUCAAUUUUGCAAAUUCGGGCAAUCGCGAUCGAGCAUUCAGUGUGAUCAAUAAUGCGUGCUGGGCAUGCGGUGAGAUAGCGAUGAGGUACAGACAGGAAAUGGCUCCUUACACAGAAAAUCUCUACCGAAGUCUCAAAGCAAUAAUCGAUCAGCCAGGCGUUCCUGUUUCGGUCGGUGAGAACGCCUCUGUUGCAAUUGGCCGUCUUGGGGUACAUUCGCCUACAGUCCUGGCUCCCCACCUUGGUGAAUUUGUUGAACGAUUCUUGACACUUAUAGAGCCGGUGCAACAGACUGACGAGAAGGCACAUGCCUUCCUGGGCCUCAAUAGGAUCAUUCGACAAAAUCCAUACGCUAUGGGACCUUAUCUUUUGCCUUAUAUACAAGCCAGCCUAGCAUACAGCAAGGAAACAGUUGGCCCCGGAGACCAAGGAGAAGCGAUCGGUGGCUCGUUCCAACAGAUUCCAGUCAUCUUACGCAAUCUCCUGACUCCUGAACCCGGCGAACUACAGGCACCCAUGAAUCCAUCUCUUCGUCCGCCAGGCGCUCGAUCAUCGCUCGUGUCUGCAUACAACUGGCGAUUAGUCGUUCCCGUGCGCUUACAUUCAUCUUAUGCUCAGUUCCGUCGUACCUUGACUUUAAUGGAGCCACGUACAGGGCUUUUGGAGUGA
Messenger RNA from Bacidia gigantensis, 2919 nucleotides. RefSeq lists its product as uncharacterized. The record is from RefSeq and is a predicted model, not a curated record. The coding region runs from base 1 to 2919 and encodes 972 amino acids. Gene Ontology annotation, biological process: protein import into nucleus. Lineage: Eukaryota; Fungi; Ascomycota; Lecanoromycetes; Lecanorales; Ramalinaceae. The transcript has 3 exons. Gene Ontology annotation, molecular function: nuclear import signal receptor activity; small GTPase binding. Gene Ontology annotation, cellular component: nucleus; cytoplasm.